Messenger RNA from Lactuca saligna, 399 nucleotides. The record is from the annotation of a GenBank genome assembly. NCBI's taxonomy places the organism in Eukaryota, Viridiplantae, Streptophyta, Magnoliopsida, Asterales, Asteraceae.
AUGGUAUGCCCGCAUUGCCUUCGUGUCAGUAACGAUGAUGUGAACAUUCCAUGUCAGAGGCUGGAUAUAAAUCAAGAGAUUAAGGUUCUAGACAUUUUUGAUGACAAAGAGUUGCUCAAGCUUGCAAUUAGAAGACAAUGCAUGGAACAAGGCAAGGGGAAUCAAAUCGACUACUCUUUCCAAGUCACAAAAGUUGUUGACCAACACACUUGUUGUGCAACAAACUUGGAGUCUAAUCAUCGAAAAUCAAAGAAAAAGGUACUCGACCACUUUAUUGCUGGAGUAUUGGCUGGAGAUUAUAAUAGAGUUUAUCGGGGUAAUGAAAUCGUGAGGGACAUCAAUUCAAAAUUUCCAAUCAAUAUCUUUUUCCACCAGGCAUGGCGGGUGAUAUUUGCAUAA